Molecule: messenger RNA, 908 nt
Organism: Leptinotarsa decemlineata (Colorado potato beetle)
Lineage: Eukaryota; Metazoa; Arthropoda; Insecta; Coleoptera; Chrysomelidae
Product: synaptic vesicle glycoprotein 2B
Biological process (GO): transmembrane transport
Cellular component (GO): membrane
Molecular function (GO): transmembrane transporter activity
Source: RefSeq, a predicted model, not a curated record
GCAUCGCGUGGAUUAUAAUUCCUAUGGAAUUUGAAUAUAUAACGGACAAUUUCAAAUUUGCAAGUUGGAACUUGUUUGUAGCUGCUUGUUCUGUACCAAGCCUAAUGAUAGGACUAUGGUUAUUUUUCUUUCCUGAAAGUCCAAAGUUUCUCCUGGAGUGUGGAGAAGCCGAUGCUGCUCUCGACGUACUCAGGGAUAUAUAUGCAAGUAAUACAGGUGACGAUGGUGCAAAUUUUCCGGUCACUAGCUUGAGAGAAAAAAUACGUACAAUGAGCGUGGUUUCCCAACAAUCUACACGAAGUGUUCGUAGUUUGAGGAUCCGAAAACCAAAGGAACUUAAGUUGUUAUUACGAGAAAUUUGGGAACAAACAAAGGCGUUAUGUAGUCCCCCUCAUCUCAGAUACACCGUUAUAACUUGUAUGAUACAAUUUGGAUUGACGACAAGUUACUACACCUUGAUGAUAUGGUUUCCUGAGCUUUUCUAUCGCUUCGAGGAGUUUGAAAAUUUGCAUCCCAACGAAAGUGCUUCUAUUUGCGAAGUUUCUUCAGUGGUGGUACCGUACAACACAAGUUUGCAGCAGACAGAAUUUUGUGGGGAACCUAUUGCUGACUCUGUUUUUCUCCAUACGCUCAUCAUUGGAUUAGCCUGCAUUCCAACUAGUUUCUGGUUACCACUUUGUGUACAUAGGCUGGGUGCAAAAUUCUUCUUAGUUAUCUAUGUUGUGAAACGUUGUACUUUGAGACUCACCCGUGGCCCACGGCGCCCCAGUAAAGGUUCCACGGCGCCCCAGGACGCCGCGGCGCACACUUUGAGAAACACUGAAGAGCGAACAGAGAAAUCGACUGAAUUUGAAAAACGAUUCGAUCCUAAAUCUGAAAUCGAUUCUGCGAUGAGAGAAAUUGAUUAA